CAUCACAGGUGAUGCUAAUAUUGAGGUGGGUGGAUCAGCCACAGAAGUUGUCCUUAGUGGUGAUAUUACUGAAGCGGGUUCAAGGACUCUAACAAAAUUAGGCGAAGGUCGAGCUGUUCUCACUGGAACGAAUACAUUUACAGGAGGAGUGAAUAUCAAUGCAGGUUCUUUAGAAUUAGAUUCUGAUGAAAGUGCCAAUGGAGGCGAUAUUGCUCUGGCUUCUGGAACGACGCUUGCAGCUAAUGGAACUUUUACUAUGAGCUCAAAUGUAGCCUUUAAUGGAGCGAGUAGUUUCGAUGUUUCUUCGGGAACAAUUACUGUAAGUGGAAAUGUUACAGAUGCUGGUUCUGCAGGAAUGACUAAAACCGGAAGUGGGGAUUUGACAAUUUCUGGCGAUACAACGAUUGACGGUCCUCUUGCGAUUACUGGGGGAGCUCUGACCCUUACAGGAGGAGGUUCACUUCCUGCAGCAAAUGGUGUCACAAUGAGUCAUGGAACUACAUUGAAUCUUUCCACCAGUUCAGCAACGUUAACAACGGCAUUUUUAUCCGGAAGAGGGACUGUGGCUCUUGGAGGAAAUACCCUAACAGUGGGGAAUGCAACUGAUGCUGCAACAUUCAGCGGAAACAUGACUGGUUCGGGAAGUCUUGUAAAAAUGGGUUCUGCAAGGAACUCCAUUAAUGUAGGAACUUCAUCAUAUUCUGGAACCAUUAUCGUCAAUGGAGGGGAAUUGAAUUUGAAUGGAACCCUCCCUUCAGACGUCACAGUAGGAAGUGGUGCAAUUUUUAGUGGAGCGGCUUCCAUUUCGUCUUUAACAAAUGACAGUAGAGGGACAGUAUCUCCAGGUAAUUCCAUAGGAACCAUCACCAUUUCUGGUAAUUACACACAAGAACAUGACGCUGCUUUAACGAUUGAAUUAGAUCAAACAUCUUCAUCAAAACUCGAUGUUUCAGGAGAUGCAAGUCUAAACGGAUCGUUAAUUGUGGAUUUUAUUCAAGGAACCCAUCUCAAAGGGAAAACCUACACGAUUGUUGAAGCAUCCAAUGUUUCAGGGACGUUCAAUCAUACGAACUUAAAUCAACUUCCUGUGCUGAUGUCUCUGUGUAUGAGUCGCAGGCAGUAA
Messenger RNA from Trichoplax adhaerens, 1123 nucleotides. RefSeq lists its product as uncharacterized. The transcript has a single exon. The record is from RefSeq and is a predicted model, not a curated record. The annotation marks the transcript as partial. Lineage: Eukaryota; Metazoa; Placozoa; Uniplacotomia; Trichoplacea; Trichoplacidae.